AUGCGUUUCGUGGACAUUGUCAAGGAGUAUCUGUUCAAUUCGACCAUUCAUGGCGUUAAAUUCAUUGCCGACGAGUCGUAUCAUGUGGCGGAACGUGCCUUCUGGAUCGUCUGCGUGAUCGUGUCCUGGAUCGGCUCGGCCCUCCUAAUCGAAGCCUCCCUCGAAGCGUUCCGAACCAGCGCGAUCUCCUUCGUGGUGGAGACCAGCUACCGCGACUGGAACACCAAGUUCCCUGCGGUCGUGGUCUGCGAAAUGCGCAACAUGGAGCGGAUUCAAGCGGUCGCGGAUGACCUUUGGGGACCGGAUCAUGACUUUGCCAUGGAGGAGGUCCUCAAUGAGAUUAGCUACUUUAGGGGAGAGUCGUACCAUACGUUGAACGAGUGUGGUGGAGAGGACACGACGGAGAAUUGUUUUUUCAGUAACUUUUCGAGCUAUGCCCGGUUGGUGAGGAGUUCCUGCGAGGACACAUUGGAGGAGUGCUACUGGAAUGAUAAGCCGUUUGAUUGCUGCAAGUACUUUCAGCCGAUGGAGACAGAGUUGGGGCUGUGUUAUGCGGUCAAUUCGUUGCAAACAAGUGCGAAGAAUCCGCUGAAGAUCGAUAUGAUAUCGAACAAGUAUACCGGGCCGGGGAAGUUGAGGAUUUCGGUUUUGACAGAGGCAUUGAUUUACACCUUGGGUGAGGAGGAUGUUCCCAAUUUGAUCACUCCCAAGUCUGAGGUUUUGCUGAUUGAUUAUUACAUUUCGUACAAAAGACAAAUUUCCAUCAAGGACAUCGAAAAUGAUCCGGAAACGAAACAGGUUAGUGUGGAGCAACGAAAGUGUCGAUUUCCGGACGAGAACAUUCUGGACGUUCAUGCGUACUACAGCUACAGUGCAUGCUCUGUCCAGUGUAGAAAGGAUAAGCAACUUAAAACUUGCAACUGUACGAACCACUUGAUGCCGAAUUCAGACCCCGCUCAAAGAUGUGACAUGGCGGGCCUCGUCUGUCUGAACACCAACUACGAGGAGCUGACGAUCGUCAUCCCGAGCUGGUCCACCGGGAAGCGCGGGGUCGUGUGUGACUGCCUGCCGUCCUGCACCGAGGUGGACAUUGCGAUCGUGCACGAUUGGCGCGAAAGCAUUUUCAACCCGGAAAAGCGCUACUCGACGAUUGAGAUUGAACUGUCGGCGCUGCCAACGGAGCGGUACAAGCGGAAUGUGGUGCGCGGCCGGUUGGAUUUGGUUGUCUCGGUAGGUGGCACCACCGGUCUGUUCGUCGGCGCGAGUCUGCUUUCGUUCGUCGAGAUCAUCUACUACUUCACGAUCCGGCCCUACGGGACGGUCUUUAUGCGGAAAAUCCGAACCCGGCUGCACCAGCACCAGCACCAGUAA
Culex quinquefasciatus (southern house mosquito) is the source of this 1371-nucleotide messenger RNA. RefSeq names its product sodium channel protein Nach. The record is from RefSeq and is a predicted model, not a curated record. Gene Ontology annotation, cellular component: membrane. Gene Ontology annotation, biological process: sodium ion transmembrane transport. The transcript has 5 exons. The coding region runs from base 1 to 1371 and encodes 456 amino acids. Lineage: Eukaryota; Metazoa; Arthropoda; Insecta; Diptera; Culicidae. Gene Ontology annotation, molecular function: ligand-gated sodium channel activity.